Aspergillus versicolor CBS 583.65 is the source of this 1819-nucleotide messenger RNA. Its product is annotated as M20 family metallopeptidase. Gene Ontology annotation, molecular function: metallocarboxypeptidase activity. Bases 94 to 1791 code for a protein of 565 amino acids. Lineage: Eukaryota; Fungi; Ascomycota; Eurotiomycetes; Eurotiales; Aspergillaceae. The record is from RefSeq and is a predicted model, not a curated record. The transcript is spliced from 3 exons. Gene Ontology annotation, cellular component: fungal-type vacuole lumen.
UGGGAUUCUACUAAAUACCGCUUCUCAUAUCCAUCAUAUAUUAAUUGGUUAUAUUGUGACAUGGUAAUUGAGCUUUGACGCUCACGUAUAAAUAUGGUACCUCCUCGGCUGCUGCUCCUGGCCAACAUCGCCAGCACCUCGGCCUUCGUGCUGCCUUUUUUGGGCCAAACGCCGAUGACAGUUGGGAAUUCGGAUUCUGAUUUUAAAUGUGAUUUGCCGCCUGUUCUCGAUCCUGCUGGCGAUGGACUACCGUCGGCAGCGAGUCUGUUCUCGUCAGACGAGGCAUUGCAUAGACAGGUGAAACGCCACCAGGCAAUUGUGCGGGUCCCGUCUGUCUCCUACGAUGAUCUGGGUGAAAUUGGCGAGGAUGAACGGUGGAAUCCAUUCUACGAGCUCUUCCCUGUUCUUCAAAAGACGUAUCCUACACUUCAUAAGCGGGCCAAGCUCGAGAAGAUCAAUACCUUUGGACUGCUUUACACGUUGGAAGGUUCCGAUCCCUCGCUAAAGCCUACUGUUCUCCUCGCUCACCAGGAUGUGGUCCCUGUUGCCGAUGAAUCCACAUGGACAUAUCCGCCUUUCGAAGCCCACUUUGACGGCGAGUACAUCUGGGGCCGCGGUGCGUCCGACGACAAAAACAGCCUCACGGGCAUUCUAUCCGCUGUCGAGGGACUCCUAUCCGAGUCUGACUGGGAGCCCAGACGAACUGUAAUCCUAGCCUUCGGAUUCGACGAGGAAGUUGGCCUCAACCACGGCGCUGGACAGAUCAGCAAGGUGCUCUACGAGAGAUACGGCGACGACAGUGCCGCUAUCAUCCUUGAUGAAGGCGGUUUCGGCUCGCAACCGCUUGAUGGGGAUACCAUAUAUGUGCAUCCAGCGAUUACGGAGAAGGGCAAUAUCAAUCUCUUCUUCGAGCUCCAUGCCAACGGUGGCCACAGUUCUGUUCCCUUGCCGCAUACGGCCAUUGGGAUUAUCUCUGAGAUUGUUGUCGCCCUGGAGUCUAAUCCCUAUGAGCCUGUGAUUACCAAGAACAGCCCUAUCCACAAGCGUCUGGUGUGUCAAGCGCGCUACUCUCCCAACUCUCAGCCCAAGAUCGAAGAGCUACUGAGGAAUGGGGACUUUGAGAACCUUGCGGUGGAAUUCGCCAACACUACACCGUUGAACCGUUUUGUAGUCCAGACUUCGCAGGCUGUUGACCUGAUCGAGGGCGGAGUCAAAAUCAACGCCAUGCCGGAAGUUGUUACUCUGGCCGUUAACCAUCGGGUUGCACAUCAUCAACGGCCUGUAGAUGUUCAAGUUAAGGCUAUCCAAGUGAUUGGAGACGUUAUUAAGAAGUACGGCCUUAGAGUCGACGCCUUUGAUGGUGACAAGGAAUAUCACGACCAUGUUGCCGGAUUUCAUCCAGAUGAUACUCCUUCCCGCAGCGAUCUGAAACGCCGCGAUGGAGGCGACGUCGACUACAACGGCAGCCUUGUCGUCCGGGCCAGAAAGGCCGAAGCAGCACCCAUCUCCCCUGCCGAUGAUCCGGUGUGGGAUGUGUUCUCAGGAACAAUCCGACACACUUUUGGAGCAGAGGGCAAGACCGUCGUGCCGAUUGGAGACAUUAUGACUGGAAACACAGACACGAGAUACUACUUGAAUCUUACCCGCAAUGUUUAUAGGUGGACGCCAGCUAUCGGCCGCGGACUCGAUAACACCCACACCGUUGAUGAGCGGGUGAGCAUCUAUGACCACUUGUACGUUGUUAAGUUCUAUUAUGACUUUAUUCGUAACUUUGAUGCGGCGGAUGUAUGAACUAUGUAUCAGGAUAGCUAUUAAUGAC